AUGUGUGACCGUUUGGUAGAGGGCAUCAGCAAUCUCAACCUGCAACGCAAGCUACUGGAGAAGAAGGAUUUAACUUUUGUCGAAGCCCGGAAAAUUUGUGAACAGCAUGAUGACUUGAUGAAGGCUACUUCCAGUGAAGCAGUCAUUUUAUUCCAACGGCAGAAGGCUCCACCGAAUCGACCUCCAACGGCCAAAUGUGCAUCAAAGCCGCAUAAAGAUUCCUCGGGUAAUGAAAAACGAAUCAAUCCAUGUUUUUCUUGUGGAGCUCACCACCUACGCUCCAUUUGCCGCUUUCGUAAUGUCAAAUGUCAUGCUUGCGGAAAAAUUAACCACAUGCUGAGACACCUGGUCGUGAAAUGUUCCAAUAAUGCGGGAGAUAUGAACGUACAGCCGACCAAACUGGAAGUUGAUGGUGAGCCCAUUUUCCUGAAACGACGUGUAAUUCCCUACGGCCAACGUGAUGGCGUACUGCAGGCCCUUGAGAAAAUGAAGCGGGAUGGCAAAAUCACACAAGUUACAUCCAAACCUAACACAUUCCUCACGCAUGCGUCCAACGUCGGAAUAGGUGCUGUAUUAGAACAAGAAGGAUGCCCAGUGAUCUGCAUUUCACGUCUACUCAAUGCGGCAGAAAACGGAUACUCACAGACUCAAAGAGAAGCGUUGGCUGUAUUUUGGGCUGUUCAACGAUUGCACAAGUACCUUUUCGGAUUUGCGGUUUACCAUCAUCACUGA
Messenger RNA from Echinostoma caproni, 732 nucleotides. The record is from the annotation of a GenBank genome assembly. NCBI's taxonomy places the organism in Eukaryota, Metazoa, Platyhelminthes, Trematoda, Plagiorchiida, Echinostomatidae.